AUGCCGCAUCUAAGAUUGAGCAUCGACCCAUAUUCUGAUAUGAUUCUAGCGGAUGGUAUCUCGGUUCUGUGUAAUGAUCUUCAGGUGGAACCCCAAGACAUUGUCACGAAAAGUUCCAUGAGAUAUACAACUUUGCUUUUGGGUGGGCGAAAGAGAAGGGCGUGGAGGUUGUCACUUGGUCUUCUCGUGGCAGCCAGAAUGAACUAUGUAGACAACACAGGAGCUAAGAACCUUUACGUCAUUUCGGUCAAAGGAAUCAAAGAUCGUCUCAAUCGGUUACCUUCUGCUUGUGUUGUUGACAUGGUUAUGGCCACGGUCAAGAAAGGUAAACCGGAUCUCAGAAAAAAGGUUCUUCCUGCUGUGAUGAUUAGGCAGUGUAAGCCAUGGCACGAAAAGACGGUGUUUUCAUGUAUGCUGAAGAUAAUGCGGGAUUCUGCGAUUACUGGACUGAUCGAGAAAGAGUGUGCGGAUCUCUGGCCAAGGAUUGCAAAUGCUGCUAAGUUGACUUAA
Thlaspi arvense is the source of this 510-nucleotide messenger RNA. NCBI's taxonomy places the organism in Eukaryota, Viridiplantae, Streptophyta, Magnoliopsida, Brassicales, Brassicaceae. The record is from the annotation of a GenBank genome assembly.